Messenger RNA from Limulus polyphemus (Atlantic horseshoe crab), 2747 nucleotides. RefSeq names its product wee1-like protein kinase 2. The coding region runs from base 1 to 1890 and encodes 629 amino acids. Gene Ontology annotation, biological process: protein phosphorylation; mitotic cell cycle. Gene Ontology annotation, cellular component: nucleus. Lineage: Eukaryota; Metazoa; Arthropoda; Merostomata; Xiphosura; Limulidae. The transcript has 10 exons. The record is from RefSeq and is a predicted model, not a curated record. Gene Ontology annotation, molecular function: ATP binding; non-membrane spanning protein tyrosine kinase activity; magnesium ion binding.
AUGCUUGAUCAAGACACUCGCAUAGUUCAAAAGCUCGACAAUCAGACAAUCGCUGAUUCUGAAGAUUCUUCGUACAGUUCUAAGUCAAACAUUUUGGAUGGUAGUGGGUGUUUUACUAUACCUGUUAGGACUAAUAUUGAAGAAGACAUCUCAGAUUCGUCCUCUAAUUUUUUGCGAGAUAAUAAAAAAAAAAAUGAAAGUAACUUGAUAAUUGUUAAUGCACACAAUUCACCUCUGGGCUUUAGAAAUAGAAUUGAUUCUCGAAGAACACUCAGCAGGCGGACAAAAGAUAUUUCAACUAAUCUAAACUCAACUUCAACUCCAGGCUCCGAUAUCCGAACGCUUGGCAAUGUAAAGCCAAGCGUAAGUUCUGGUGACACACCUCCUUACAACCGAGUUCGUGCUCUGAGAUUGUUUGAAUCUCCGCAGACGCCAAAAACUUUAUUAGAAAGAGCGGAACGUUCCAUCUCAGCCUCAGAAACUGAGAACUGUAGGGGUCUUACACACAGUCGAUCAUGGACAGGCUCUAUGUGUAGAAUAUCACGCUUGGGGGUGACUUUUGACGGUACUACUAGUAAAGUUGACAUUUUAGCAAAUUCUGCAAAAAAUAGUGUGAAAUCUCGAGGCCCUGCUGCAAAUAUUAAUCCAUUUACACCAACAGGUAUGAUGCUAGAAGCACGAACUAAGAAAAGAAGAAAAAGAGGCUGUUACAGCAUGAAUAAAAGCAUAUUUAACAAAAGCGUGGAUGAACUUAUUGAAGAAGACUGUGACACUGAUAGUGAUGAUGAAGAUGUUCUGCCUCCAAAGAGGUUUAACCUAUCUGAUAUAAACACAUCCCGUUACAAUGCAGAGUUCUUAGAGCUUUGCCAGAUUGGAUAUGGAGAGUUUGGUGGUGUUUACAGAUGUGUUAAUCGCUUAGAUGGGUGCGAAUAUGCUAUAAAGAAGUCAAGAAAUUCCAUAAAAGGUGCUUUUGAUGAAAAAGUUGCUCUAAAUGAGGUUUAUGCCCAUGCUGUCUUGGGUAAACAUCCACACGUAGUACGCUACUACUCAGCCUGGGCAGAAGACCAACAUAUGAUCAUACAAAAUGAAUACUGCAAUGGUGGUAGCUUGGCUAAUGCUGUAAUGGAGAACACAAGGUUAGGGCAACAUUUUACUGAAGAAGAACUCAAGAAGAUACUACUUCAUAUUGCUGAAGGACUGAAGUACAUCCACUCACAGGCCCUAGUUCACAUGGAUAUAAAGCCUGGUAAUAUAUUCAUUUCAAGAAAUGUUAAAUCAAUACCUACAACUUCCAGAGGAGGAGAUUCUUCUGAUGAUGGUUUUGAGGAUGAUGAUAAUGAUGAAGAAGAGGUCACAUAUAAAAUAGGAGACCUUGGGCAUGUGACCUCAACUGCAAAUCCUCAAGUAGAAGAAGGAGACUGUCGGUACUUGCCACUAGAAAUCUUGCAUGAAGAUUACAGUUUCUUACCAAAAGCAGAUAUUUUUUCCCUUGGUCUCACUAUUUUUGAAGCAGCUGGAGGUGGCCCCUUGCCAAAGAAUGGAGAGUGUUGGCAUUUGAUAAGAGGUGGUUACUUGCCCACUCUUAGUCAUUGUUCUUAUGAAUUUAAUAAACUAUUAAUGCAAAUGAUUCAAAGUGACCCAGAGUUGAGACCCUCAGCAGCUGCAUUAAUUCAACACCCUGUUGUAGUAUCUUAUGCUAACAAAACAAAAUCUCAGCUCAGAAAAGAGCUUAAUGCAGAAAAGUUUAAAAAUGAGCUUCUUUCUAGGCAACUGCAAGAAGCUGCAAGAUGCCUACAAGGGGUCCCAGUGAAACCAUCAAUUAGUGAGAACAGACUUAACAGGGUUGUCAAAAAGAAACUUACCCGAAGCAUGAGUACGACUAACUUCUAAUGAUGUUCUGAGUAUUAUUUCCUGAAGUUAACACCAAAGACGUAGUGCUGUUUUCCUUCUUUGUAUAAAAGUAAAAAGUAGAAAAAGCUGAAAAUGGGGUGUACCCAUAUACAGUGAAUAUAUUUUUUGGUAUUAUCACCAACACAAGUUAAUCAGUAUUUAAUUUAAUUAUCUUCAACUUCUCAUUACGUUAAAAUUUAUUUUCUGUUGUGAGCUUUCAGCUUUCUAACCAAAACCUUCAAUGUGGAACUGUGCACUGAACAAGGCUGAUUUGUUCCUUCAUGGAGUAUUUGGAAAGACUGGUGACCAAAUAAAAUAAUAUAAAAUAUGUCAUCUGUUGUUAAAAACAUUAAAUUCAAAUUUAAAUUAAGUAGUUUAAUAAAACAUUUAAAACAAAUUAUAGCAGACACACAAUAAAUAUAUUCUUUUUUGUAGUCAUGGAUCAAUAUAAUCGCAUUGAAAUUAUUUAAUAAUAUAACUAAUGUAUAACAAUUUAUUUUUUUCCAACUCAUAAUUGUUUGACCAUACCAGCGGACUAAAUAUGGGGUUAAUCUAGGCUAAGGACAACAGAAUAGUCAAAAGUGUGUGCUUUUGAAGUAAAAACAAAUCUGUAAAUAACAUGUAAAAACUGGUUAACUGAUGUUUACUGGUCUGUUACAUUUCCUUUAAUGUAUGUCAUUUAAUAUAAAAACAAACUUGGAUAUUAAGAUUUAAGUGCAGUGUACUUGUGUUUUGUUUUAUUUUAUUCUUAUUUUAUAUAAACCAAUCAAACAAUGUUAAAAUGAUAGUAUCCAAUCACUUGGUAUAACUAUUGGUAAAAGUGAAAUUUAUACAGUAUUUAAAUGUUUUUAGUAUAA